Molecule: messenger RNA, 687 nt
Organism: Sphenostylis stenocarpa
Lineage: Eukaryota; Viridiplantae; Streptophyta; Magnoliopsida; Fabales; Fabaceae
Source: the annotation of a GenBank genome assembly
AUGGCUUCAAGCUCUGGUGCGGAAGGAGAAUCGCUGGACGAUUACGAUUCCUUGAUUGCAACCACCGAUGUGGAGCUUCUGAAGCGCGCGUGGCGGAACGAGAAGGCAGCGCCCGAGAUUCUCCGCUUCGAAUCUCAUUUGAUUUCCCGCGUCAAGGAGCAGAUUCAACUCAUGGAAGAAACCGUGGAGGAGAAAUCCAGUGGCGGUAAUGACCCUCUCUCAGUGUCUCUGUAUCAGAUGGACUUGGACAGAACCCUCUUUCUGUUGAGAUCCUAUCUCCGCAUCCGCAUCCAGAAGAUUGAAAAGUACAUGUUCCACAUCUUAAAAACUGAAGAACUUUGGAACAGGCUAUCUAAAGACGAGAAAGAUUUCGCCAGAACGUGUUCAAGUGACCUAAACCAACAUCUGGAAGAGACUGUUCUGUCGAAGUUGCCAGAAAAUUACCAGUCUGUUCUGAAGCAAUCCAUAAUAAGUGAAGAGGAUGACAUGGUACCAGAACCACAACUAGACACAUUUGUUUUAUGUAGAAGUAAAGAGUAUCUCACGGGCAUUCAACUGGAAGAUGGACCAGCUGAUGACAGGCAAUUCUCGUCGAAGCUGUUUGAGAUGGAGCGAGGUGUCCUCCACUUCAUUUGUUACAAAUCAAUAAAGGCACUAGUAGAGAGUGGCAAACUUGAUCUACUCUAA